Fimicolochytrium jonesii is the source of this 1107-nucleotide messenger RNA. RefSeq lists its product as uncharacterized. The transcript is spliced from 6 exons. Bases 1 to 1107 code for a protein of 368 amino acids. Lineage: Eukaryota; Fungi; Chytridiomycota; Chytridiomycetes; Spizellomycetales; Powellomycetaceae. The record is from RefSeq and is a predicted model, not a curated record.
AUGCCGGUCAACCUCCCGCAAGCGGCGGUUGUGCUCAGCAUGGACUGCAAGCCCAGGCGGUCAACACCCGGCAGAGACGCCCACGGCUACACAGCAGCCACUCACCUCGUCAGCGCUGAGCAUUCUCGGAGCGUGCUCUGUGAAGCGGCAAAGCAGGGGAGACGAGAGGCAAAACGACGGGCACCCAAACCCAAGCUGGCCGCACCGAAACUGGCCAAACGGGAGGAGUACUUGCUCGACAACACCGAGGCGCGCGAGCACUGGCAGGUGGCGCCGCUGACGAGCAUCGGAUACUAUGCAAAGGGUGUCCCAAAGUCAUGGGCGGAGGUGGAGAGGGGGAAGGGCCUGCCGAAGCCUGCCUCAGUGGCUGUGAUGGACGAGUGCGCACGCCUGGCCCGGUAUGGCGAUGUCGGCCCCUUCACUCUGCCGCCGACCGUGCUUGGCCUCUACCCAAACCUGAAGGAGGCGGGGAGCGGGUGGAUGGGCGCGCCUGACAUGGCCAGCCGAGUGGGGAACAUGGGCGGCAGGCCGAAGAGCGCAAGCAAUUGGCUGUCGCUGACCACGAUAUACACAAACCGCAACUAUUUCGCCUCGUACUGGUAUGGCCGGACGGAUGGCCGGCAUUACUUUUACGACUCCAUGUUUGGCAAGCGAUCGGGGAAAAUGAACGCGGCCGUAUGGACCGAGGACAUUCGCUGGCGCAUCGUGGGCAGGGUGCGGUACAUGAUCCACUGUGGGUUUAUGCCGGCAGGUGGGCCCACGUCCCCCCCCAUCUAUGUGUCGCACCCCCGCCAGCAGGACAUGGACUCGUGCGGGGUUCUGUUGUGCUGCAUGGCCAGCUGGAUUAUUCACGGCACGGUGGGGGAGCGCAAUGCAAAGGAGGCGCUUGUGCUCCCGGCCACGUAUUCCACCAGUCAGGUCAACGUUGCGCGCUGGACGAUCAUGUGGACCAUUCUGCACGGGAAAGCCUUGAACAUCACGGCCGUGGGCAAGGAUCGAGCGGGCACGGAAGGCUGGGCAGCCCCUAUGGGCGACGUGACCAGCUGGGUGGCCGGUGACGGAAACCACCGGCGGCCACAAGUGCAGCGACCUGCGCGGCAGAGGUGA